Molecule: messenger RNA, 1014 nt
Organism: Cajanus cajan (pigeon pea)
Lineage: Eukaryota; Viridiplantae; Streptophyta; Magnoliopsida; Fabales; Fabaceae
Product: protein THYLAKOID ASSEMBLY 8, chloroplastic
Biological process (GO): chloroplast organization; Group II intron splicing
Molecular function (GO): protein binding; RNA binding
Source: RefSeq, a predicted model, not a curated record
CCGUCAUUGAGUAUCCAAGUCACAGAAUCUAACAAGCUUCUAGAUAAACUCUGUGACUCUAGCGUUGUUAUCUUUUGGUACAGACAUUAGCAAUGGCUUGGUCUCUCCUCCAAAACCCAACCUUCCUUAAACCCCAAUCUUCUAUACUCCCACCCAAGGCCCCAACCGUGACAACCACGCGCGGGGGUUACAUUCCGGUGCGGUGCGGCGGACCGCGGUCCCAGCGUGGACCGCUGGUGAAAGGCCGAAUCUUGAGCAUCGAAGCUAUCCAAGCCAUUCAAACCCUCAAGCGCCUAAACCGAACCAACCCUCCGAACCUCCCGGACCUCGUGUCCAACACCCUCACGCGCCUUAUCAAGUUCGACCUCGUCGCUACCCUGCGGGAGCUCCUACGCCAGCAGCAGUGCACCCUCGCCCUCUGCGUAUUCUCCACCCUCCGAUCCGAAUACGGCGCGGAUCUCUCCCUCUACGCCGAGAUGGUGCAGGCCCUCGCCGCCGCCGACAUGCCGGAACACGUGGACCGUCUGAUCCUCGACCUGGAGGACGCGGAUGGGAUCCGGUGCGACGAUCCCAAGGGGCUCGUGAGUUUGAUCAAGGCCGUUGUUGGUGCCAAGAGGAGAGAAUCGACGGUGAGGAUUUACGGGCUGAUGAAGAAGAGUGGAUAUGGGUCGGUUGUUGAGGCCGAUGAGUAUGUGGUUAAGGUUUUGGUUAAUGGGCUCAAGAGUUUCGGGGAAGAGGCCCUUGCUAAAGAACUUCGCCAUGAAUACACAAAGACGCUUCCUAAGUUCUCUAGGGCCCAAUUCGAUACGUUGACCAUUUAGUCAAUUUGUAAAUAUUUAUUUUUUUUAUUUCGUAGCUAGCUGCAGAAGGAAGUCCUGCCAACUGCCACGUGUCUAUCCAAUUUUUUUUUUACAGCAACAUUGAAAUAUGGUUUGAUUAAGAUGACUUGAUUAGAAUAUGUUAUACUUAUACCAUUGAUAUUGUUAUGAAUCAAAAACUCGUUUGCUUUUACAA